ACUACAAGAAGUUCGUGAAUGAGCUGGUUGAAAGGGAUUAUGCAGAGAAGGUGUCUAAAGAAAAUAGGGGUGCGCACUUGGGAAGAACGUGGUACAUGCCGCACCAUGGCGUCUAUCAUCCCAUGAAGCCGCAGAAGAUUAGAGUUGUAUAUGACUGUUCUGCGAGCUAUAAGGGCGUGUCGCUGAACGACAGGCUUCUGCAAGGACCCAAUUUGACAAGUUCGUUAGUUGGAGUACUCUUAAGAUUUCGCCAAGAACCGUUUGCCCUCAUGGGAGACGUGGAGAAGAUGUUUUACCAAGUCCGUGUACCUGUCCAGGACAGGAGUCUGCUUCGAUUCCUUUGGUGGGCUGAAGGGGAUUUGUCUCAACAGCUGGAGGAAUACCAGAUGAACGUCCAUCUGUUUGGAGCAGCUUCAUCACCAUCAUGCGCAAACUUCGCACUACGAAGAACAGCCCAGGACUUUGGUGAUCUGUAUCGACCUGAUGUGGCAAGGUGCAUAGAGAGGAAUUUCUAUGUAGAUGAUUUUCUGAAAUCUGCCGCAACUGAAGACGAAGCAGCUGACAUCGCGCUACAGGUUCGUGAUUGUUGUGCCAGAGGAGGCUUCAAUUUGACUGGGUUUGUAAGCAACAGUGAGAAGGUCAUGUCGCGUCUCCCGCAGGCAGAUUGUGCACUGACUCGCACAAUGAGCCUCUCUUGUGGUACGCCAUCUUCACAGAGGGCACUCGGAGUGCAAUGGGACAUCAUCAAUGACACCAUGAGUUUUCGUGUCGAGGUUGAUCCAGGACCACCUACGAGAAGAGGAAUCUUGUCUACCGUCAGCGCCGCCUAUGAUCCUUUGGGAUUAGGUGCUCCAUUCAUUUUGCCAGCGAAGUUCAUCCUCCAGGACCUGUGUCGUCUUAACUUGGGAUGGGAUGACAAUAUCCCUGAAGAGCAUGCUGAGAGAUGGACGCAAUGGUGCAACGACCUGAAGGAGCUGAAACAGUUCAGUGUGAGCAGGAGUCUGUCACCUGCUGACUGCAAGGCGGUGAGUCGUCAGUUGCACCACUUUGCGGACGCCAGUGAGAGAGGAUACGGCACUGUCAGUUACAUCAGACUGGUGGACGAAGAGGGGAAGAUUCGCACGUAUUUGCUGAUGAGCAAAGCAAGAGUGGCACCGUUAAAAGUAUGCACUAUCCCUCGGCUCGAACUCUCCGCAGCUGCCCUAGCCGUUCAGAUGAACACCCUGUUGCUAUCGGAACUCGAAGUACCGAUGGACGCCGUCUUCUUCUGGACAGAUAGCAUCUCAACCCUCAGAUAUAUACAGAAUAAGACCUCGAGGUUUCAAACCUUCGUGGCGAACCGCCUCUCGAUCAUACAUGCUGGCUCGAAUCCCGAUCAGUGGAAGUACGUGCCGUCAUCUCUCAAUCCUGCUGACGACGUGUCACGUGGUCUCACGGCGCGACAGUUCCUCGACUCCAAACGUUGGACUGAUGGCCCUGAGUUCCUCAGCGGGCAGAUACACGUCUGGCCUGAUCAAACCAGCGCACUGCAAUCAGUAGAAGGCGAAGAACCCGAAGAGAUCAAGAAAGUGACGGUGAAUGCUGCUCGUGUAGAUGAAGACGAUCCUACCUCACAGCUUCUGAACAGAUUUUCAGAUUGGCACAGGCUAAAAAAGGCAGUUGGAUGGCUGCUUCGAAUCAGAGCUACGCUUCUCAUCCGAGCGAAAACGAGAAAGAAGUUAAAUGAUGGCACGGAAGACGUGCAGAGCAAAAACGUUUCUGCGCGCCUCACUGUGCGCGACCUUCAGGACGCAGAAUCUGCAAUCAUCAGAUUCGUACAGCGACGGGUCUUCCCUGAGGAGUUGACCAGAACUCAUGUGAAGAAAGGCAGCCCUCUGUAUCGCCUUAGUCCACUCGUAGUCGAUGGGACUCUGACCGUCGGAGGUCGUCUGAAGAACAGUGGGCUUUCAGAUCUGGUGAAACAUCCAAAGAUUCUUCCCAAGCAAGGCCACGUCACAGACCUGAUCAUCCGUGACAUGCACGAAAGAACUGGUCAUCAGGGACGGGAACAUGUUCUGGCGGCCUUGCGCUGCGAGUAUUGGAUUGUGAGCGGGAACACAGCUGUCCGCAGAGUUCUGUCCCAGUGUGUUGGGUGCCGGAAACGACAGGCUGGCGUCGUCACCCAGGUGAUGUCUGAUCUACCAGAGGAACGUGUAACCCCAAACGAACCUCCUUUUACGCGUGUUGGUACUGACUACUUCGGGCCAUUUUUCACAAGAAGCGGCAGGAAGCAGAUGAAGAGAUACGGCGUGCUGUUCACUUGUCUCACAACCCGCGCUGUGCAUAUCGAGAUUGCUGACAGCCUGGACAUCAGCUCCUUCAUCAGUGCACUGCGUCGCUUCCAGGCAAGACGAGGUCAAGUCAGGCAUAUCCGCUCUGACAACGGAACUAACUUCAUCGGCUCCGAUCGAGAACUGCAAGAAGCGGUAAAGAACCUGAACAGAGACCAGGUUCACGAAUUUUUGUUGAAAAGAGGCAUCAAAUGGGUAUUCAACGCGCCAGGCGCUUCGCAUCAUGGGGGUGUGUGGGAGCGGCUUAUCAGAACUUUCAGAAAGAUAUUAGGCGCGCUUCUCAAAGAGCAGACCCUGACUGAUGAGUCACUCCGUACGCUGACGUGUGAAGUCGAGGCUGUGAUGAACAGUCGACCCUUGACACCAGUUUCCAGCGAUCCAGCAGAUCCGGAACCACUGACGCCGAACCAUCUGCUGCUGCUCCAAGGAUGUGCUGAACCCUGUGGCGUGUUUGAUGAGCAGGACACGUACUCCAGACGACGGUGGCGCCAGGUGCAGUACCUGGCAGACGUUUUCUGGAGACGCUGGAUGGCAGAAUAUCUGCCUCAGCUGCAGAAAAGACAAAAGUGGAUGAAGGUCAAGAGGAAUCUGUCUGUCGGCGACCUGGUCUUGAUCGUCGAUCUGAAUCUACCCCGACCACAGUGGCCUCUGGGUCGGGUGACUGAAGUGUUCCCAGAUGCACAGGGUCAAGUCAGGACUGUGACAGCUAAGACCGCCAGAUCUGUAUUCAAGCGGCCCAUCUCCAAACUGGUACUGGUGCAGGAAGCGAUUGUGUGAGCGCCGGACGUCCUUACCUGCCCUUGUUGUUGAACCUGUGUUGGUUCAAGGGGGAGGGUGUUGGCGCAGCGUAUCCGGCGCCGAUACUUCGGCUGACUGAUCCUCGGAAGUGGAAGAACCAGCGGUUUACAACGAACGAGUUUGUUUGUGUAUUGUGGAACCAGCCGGCUCAGCUUUGGCUCAGCUGACCGUGUCAUUCCGCAAAAUGUCUUUGUUUGCUUAGUUAGUUUAGUUAUGUGUUAUUUUGAAAGAUUUUGUCAACGGCUAAAUUAAAUAAUUAUAGUGGACAGGGCAGAACCUCGAAACCACUUUUACACUCUCACUCGAUCAUGUUCAGUUCAAAUAUAUCGUCAAGUUCAUUUCAAAUAAAUCACAAGUGAUGA
Messenger RNA from Amphibalanus amphitrite, 3490 nucleotides. RefSeq lists its product as uncharacterized. The transcript is spliced from 2 exons. Bases 96 to 3107 code for a protein of 1003 amino acids. The record is from RefSeq and is a predicted model, not a curated record. Lineage: Eukaryota; Metazoa; Arthropoda; Thecostraca; Balanomorpha; Balanidae. Gene Ontology annotation, molecular function: nucleic acid binding. Gene Ontology annotation, biological process: DNA integration.